This is a messenger RNA of Saccostrea echinata, 1662 nucleotides long. Its product is annotated as epidermal retinol dehydrogenase 2-like. The transcript is spliced from 8 exons. The record is from RefSeq and is a predicted model, not a curated record. Gene Ontology annotation, cellular component: lipid droplet. Lineage: Eukaryota; Metazoa; Mollusca; Bivalvia; Ostreida; Ostreidae. Gene Ontology annotation, molecular function: oxidoreductase activity, acting on the CH-OH group of donors, NAD or NADP as acceptor. Bases 37 to 954 code for a protein of 305 amino acids.
CUCAACGCAGUCAGCAGACCAGCAGACACCACCAACAUGAAUGCUGUGCUAGAAUUCUUUGUCACGUUAUUUUAUGUAAUAUACUAUUGGUUAGAAGCCAUAGUGUUAACAUUUAUACCAGCAGGACUCAGAGGCAAAAGUGUAGCGGGCGAAACUGUGCUUGUUACUGGAGCAGGAAGUGGAAUAGGACGGUUACUAUCAAAGAGAUUUGCGGAGCUAGGUAGCAGGCUUGUGUUGUGGGACAUCAACCAGGCUGGGAAUGAGGAGACUGCAGAGCAGGUCAAGGCCAUUGGUGCCACAGUUAAGACAUACACUGUAGAUCUCAGUAGCCGAGAUGCAAUCUACAAGGCUGCACAGCAGGUGAAGAAGGAUGUUGGGGAGGUUGACAUACUCGUUAACAAUGCAGGCAUUGUCACAGGGAAAAAGUUUUUGGACUGUCCUGAUCACAUGAUUCAAAAAACCUUUGAAGUCAACACAAUUGCACAUUUCUGGACUUGUAAAGCCUUUCUCCCAGGAAUGAUGGAACGUAAUCAUGGACACAUUGUGAACAUCGCCAGCUCUGCAGGUCUGAUUGGUGUAAACGGACUCGCUGACUACUGUGCCAGUAAGUUUGGAGCUGUAGGAUUUGAUGAGUCACUACGCUUGGAGCUCAGCAUGCAGGGUAAAAAUGGAGUUCACACCACAGUUGUCUGCCCUUACUUCAUCUCAACUGGAAUGUUUGAAGGAGCUAAAACAAGGUUUCCUGCCAUUUUGCCAAUUCUAAAGCCAGAAGAAGUUGCCCUCCGUAUUGUUGAUGCAGUUUUAUGCAACCAACACAUCAUAAUGAUACCUAGAAUUAUCUAUCUUUUUGUUUUACUUAAAGGGAUUCUACCUGCUAAAUGCUGUGAAGUUGGAUUAACGUAUUUUGGUGGUUCUAAUUUCAUGGACACUUUUAGAGGAAGAAACCUGAGUUAGAUUUUGUGUGAUUAGAGAGUUUUCCCAACAAAAGUUUCUGCACUUCUUUCUGAAUAUUUUGGAGCCUCUAACUCUAUGGAUGAAUUCAAAGGGCGAGCUGCCAGAAAACUGGACUAAAUCCAAUGUUAUCAUCACAUUUGUUUGUUUGAUUUUGUGAUUUUAAAGACAAUACCAAUAUAACAUGUGAUAAAUUGAUUGAUGAGUAAUAAACAUGUAAUCAAUAGGAAUGAAAAACACAGUGUGAUGUCUUUGUCAUACAGUUUAUAUAAUUUGACAUCACAUGAAAUGAAGAGAAAAAUUGUACAAGCAGGACAUCUUUAAGGAAAAUUUAUCUGAAUAUUUAUGUUCCUGAACUAUUAAUGCUAGUCAUCAAUAUUUGUAGAAAUACCAUUUUGUACUUGAAUUGAGGAUAGUGCAUUUGAUGUGUUCUUUAUAUCUGUGAUUUUUGAAAGUCAUAAAUAAUAAGGCAUUGGAAUAAAUGAAUUUGUGUGAUAUGAUUGGAUCAAGUAUAUGUGAUCUUGAAGAAUGAUUAUUAUUUCUAUUGAUUACCGGUAUUAUGAGUGAAAUCAUGUAGUAUACUAGUAUUCAUAUUAGUUAUACAUUAAUGUUUGUCUUGUAACUACAGAUAUUAACUAGUACUAAGUCUUAUACAUGUAAUGGAAAUGGCUAAAAGUUUCUAUUUUGAAGGGAAUAAAAGUAAAUACUGAA